Poeciliopsis prolifica (blackstripe livebearer) is the source of this 1124-nucleotide messenger RNA. RefSeq lists its product as uncharacterized. NCBI's taxonomy places the organism in Eukaryota, Metazoa, Chordata, Actinopteri, Cyprinodontiformes, Poeciliidae. Bases 135 to 1124 code for a protein of 329 amino acids. The record is from RefSeq and is a predicted model, not a curated record. The transcript has 2 exons.
UUUUGAAGGAGACGCCAGAAGACGCUUAACGCCUCGGAAGGUUUCAACCUGUAGAGAAGUCUACUUUGCAAAACUCGCUGAAGAAGCUGUUGCUGAAACACGCACGUGCCGAAGAAUCCCACAACCCGCGGAAGAUGGAUCCUGGCCCGGAGAAGCACCAGCAGGGUGAUCAGCUGGAAGCUCUUAGUGUAGCGCUUCCAGCAGAUGGAUCUCCAACGUCGCAGGAACAUCAGGAUGAUGGUAAGGAAGUUGGUAAGGUGUGGUCAAAUGUCGACAAGUCAGACAACAUGGUUUCUGGAGAUCAUGGAGAGGAGUCGAGGUGUAGUUCUCCUCAGCAGUCUGUUGACUAUACUAACAGCUCUAGUGGUAGCUCCAGUCAAGAUGACUGUUCUAGCAGUUCCAGUGAUAGCUGUUUUAGCAGGUCUAGUGGUAGCUCUACUACCAGCUACAGUGGUAGCUCUGCUCCUAUCUCCAGUGAAGAAGAGGUAGGUAACGAGUAUACUAGCAGCUACGGUAGUAUCAGCACUACCAGCUGCAGUCCAACAGUGGACCGUCCUUACGCUGAGCUGGAGAUGGCUCAGAAGCUUCAAGAGGGCAUUUCUCAAUUGACCUCACUUGAAUCUUCACAUGGAUUUGAGAAGCGGGAAGAGCCCACUUUAAGUCCAGACGACUCCAGACUUAUUGGUACCUCCUCGCACCAUCAGGUAGGUUUGGUAGGGGAUGUGACUUGUGUGCCAUCUGUCACCGGCUUAAACAGAAAGAGGACAAAGGACAGCGACUCUGAAGAGGAGCCCCCUGCCAAGAAGACUAGGGACACUGUUGCAGAAGAGGAGCUCUCUUUCAAGAGGACCAGAGAUAGUGAAGAUGCUGAAGAGGAGCCCCCAGCAAAGAGGUGUAGGGAUAGUGAAGAUGCUGAAGAGGAGCCUCCAGCCAAGAAGUUGAGGGAGAGUGGUUAUGCUGAAGAGGAGCCUCCAGCCAAAACCCCCUACGAGAGUCAACCUAGAGAUGGGCUCCCCUCCAAGAGAACCAGGGACAAUGGUGCUGAAGAGGAGAUCCCGGCCAAGAGAUCCAGGAACAGCGAUGAUGAAGAGGAAUCUUUUCUGCGUUCCACCACAAUACGUUGA